Molecule: messenger RNA, 3277 nt
Organism: Hibiscus syriacus
Lineage: Eukaryota; Viridiplantae; Streptophyta; Magnoliopsida; Malvales; Malvaceae
Product: probable alpha,alpha-trehalose-phosphate synthase [UDP-forming] 7
Exons: 4
Coding region: 267-2834 (855 amino acids)
Biological process (GO): trehalose biosynthetic process
Cellular component (GO): cytosol
Molecular function (GO): catalytic activity
Source: RefSeq, a predicted model, not a curated record
UGACUGAUCCUUUUAUAUAAAGAAGGGUCCAAAACAAACCCUAGAAUUUUCCAUAUUUUCCCCCCUCAAAUUUUUCAUUUUUUGGAUCCAAAGGGUUCCCAUUAAAGGCAUAAACUUGUGCUUUGAAGGGAGAGGAUGUGCUGAAUUAAAAGAGUAUUUUGGGAACAGAAAUGAAAACCUUUGAGUGAUCUUAUUUAUUGCAUGUGUUUUUGAGAUCUUUGUGUUUGAUUCUUGUUUUGGGUGAUAACUUAAAAGGAGGGUUAAAGAUGAUAUCAAGAUCAUAUACCAAUCUCUUAGAUCUAGCGUCUGGUAAUUUCCUUGGUCAACCGAAUGAACACAAGCGGCUGCCGCGGGUGAUGACUGUGGCCGGUGUUAUUUCGGAGCUCGAUGAUGAGCAGGCUAAUAGUGUCACCUCAGAUGUACAGUCCUCGGUUAUUCAAGACAGGAUUAUUAUCGUAGCUAAUCAGCUGCCAGUUAAAGCUAAACGUAGGCCUGAUAAUAAAGGGUGGAGUUUUAGUUGGGAUGACGAUUCGUUGUUAUUACAGUUAAAAGAUGGUUUGCCUGAAGAUUUGGAGGUUUUGUACGUCGGUUCUUUGAACGUUGAUGUUGAUCCCAGCGAACAAGACGACGUAUCACAGCUUUUGUUGGAUAUGUUUAAGUGUGUCCCCGCGUUUCUUCCGCCUGAUAUUUUCACAAAGUUCUAUCAUGGUUUCUGUAAACAACAUUUAUGGCCGCUUUUCCAUUAUAUGCUUCCGUUUUCAGCAAAUCAUGGAUGCAGGUUCGAUAGGACUUUGUGGGAGGCUUACGUUGCUGCAAAUAAGAUUUUUUAUCAAAGGGUGAUCGAGGUUAUUAACCCAGAAGAUGAUUAUGUAUGGAUCCAUGACUAUCAUUUGAUGGUGUUGCCUACAUUCUUAAGGAGAAGGUUUAACAGAUUGAGAAUGGGUUUUUUCCUACAUAGCCCAUUCCCUUCAUCCGAGAUAUAUAGGACUUCGCCCGUGAGGGAAGAGAUCCUGAAGGCUCUCUUGAAUUCAGACCUUAUUGGUUUUCAUACUUUUGACUAUGCUCGACAUUUUCUGUCUUGUUGUAGUCGUAUGCUAGGUUUGGACUAUCAGUCGAAGAGGGGUUAUAUUGGACUGGAGUACUAUGGAAGGACAAUUGGGAUAAAGAUCAUGCCUGUUGGGAUACAUAUGGGGCAGAUUCAGUCUGCAUUGAGACUCACGGAUAAGGAGUGGAGAGUCGAAGAGCUUAAACAACAGUUUGAAGGAAAGACUGUAUUGCUUGGAGUUGAUGAUAUGGAUGUCUUUAAAGGUGUUAACCUGAAGCUGUUGGCAAUGGAGCAGAUGCUGAAACAGCACCCGAAGUGGCAGGGAAGAGCAGUUCUGGUACAGAUCACGAACCCGGCCCGGGGAAAAGGGAAAGAUAUCGAGGAGAUAGAGGUCGAAAUACAGGCAAGCUGCAAGAGAAUCAAUGAGACUUUUGGACAACCUGGCUAUAAACCGAUUGUCUUUAUUGAUAGGCCGGUAUGCAUCAGCGAAAGAGUUGCAUACUACACUGUAGCUGAGUGCGUUGUAGUCACAGCUGUAAGGGAUGGGAUGAAUCUUACUCCUUACGAGUACGUUGUGUGCCGACAAGGAGUCUCUGAAUCCGACUCGUCCUCAGAAUCAAGUGGACCUAAGAAGAGCAUGCUUGUUGUAUCGGAGUUUAUUGGUUGCUCUCCUUCACUUAGUGGUGCAAUUCGGAUAAAUCCGUGGAAUAUUGAAGCAACUGCAGAGGCAAUGAGUGAUGCAAUCUCAAUGGCGGAUGCUGAGAAGCAGUUGCGACAUGAGAAGCAUUAUAGAUACGUUAGCACACACGAUGUAGCGUAUUGGUCUCGAAGCUUCUUCCAGAAUAUGGAAAGGACAUGUAAAGACCAUUUUAGAAGACGUUGUUGGGGAAUUGGUUUGAGCUUCGGAUUCAGAGUUGUAGCCCUUGAUCCUAACUUCAGAAAGUUGUCUAUCGAUCACAUCGUAUCCGUGUAUCUAAGGUCCAAAAAUAGGGCUAUACUAUUGGACUAUGAUGGAACCGUAAUGCCUCAAACUUCACAUAACAAGACCCCAAGUGCAGAAGUUAUCUCAAUCAUAAAUACACUCUCUGGUGAUCCAAAGAAUACAGUCUUUGUUGUAAGUGGAAGAGGAAAAGAUAGAUUAAGCAAAUGGUUUUCUCCAUGUAAGAAGCUAGGAAUUGCAGCUGAACAUGGAUAUUUCAUGAGGUGGUCUGGUAACGAUGAGUGGGAAGUUUGUGGGCAUAACAGUGAAUUUGGGUGGAAAGAAAUGGCCGAGCCUGUUAUGCAAUUGUAUACAGAGGCCACUGAUGGCUCCUCAAUUGAAUCCAAGGAGAGUGCAUUGGUCUGGCACCAUCGCGACGCAGACCUGGGUUUCGGAUCUAGCCAGGCGAAGGAGAUGUUAGACCAUCUCGAGAGUGUAUUAGCAAAUGAACCGGUGGCUGUAAAAGCGGGCCAGUUUAUUGUUGAAGUGAAACCACAGGGUGUCAGUAAAGGUUUGGUGGCUGAAAAGAUCUUCACGUCGAUGUCGGAGAAAGGAAAGCAGGCUGAUUUUGUACUCUGCAUUGGGGAUGACAGAUCCGAUGAGGAGAUGUUUGAGAUCAUCAGUAGCGCAAUUUCCAGUGGUAUCCUGUCGUCGAAAACGAAUGUGUUCGCGUGCACAGUCGGCCAGAAACCUAGCAAAGCCAAGUAUUAUUUGGAUGACCCGGUGGAGGUUUUACUCAUGCUAGAAGGUCUUGCAGAAGCUUCAGACCCUGAACCCGUCACGGAUAGCGAAUCGGAAGGCACCCUGUGAAGUAUCCCCCAUGGCUUUCGUGCAAAAUUUCCGUCGUGUCAGGAAGAAUGCCUUUGCUUGAUGAAAAAGAAUGUCGGCCACUGAAAAAUAUACAAGCGAAGAACUUUUUCACAUGAAAGGGAACUGCUGUGUAGCCAUAUGGAGACGGAGAAUAAGUUUUAUUUGUGCAGUCAUAAAAGAUUGAACUGGAAUACGGUCGGGUAUCAUUAGAAAAAAGAAACAGAAUCAAAUUCUUGGGGUGGUGGUUUCUGCUGGGUAGAAAAGUCAUCCUGUUGAAUGGACGUAUACAAAUUUGACCUUUUUUUCUUGUUUUUUGAGUGUUCUUUUGUUUGCACAUUGAAUCCAUUGCUUCUUCAUUGAAUUCUGUAAAUGUUAUAGAAACAUUGCAUAUUUGAAACUAGUUUUUCCAUGUUUACAUUCAUUUAGAACCCAGGUGUAGGAAU